Molecule: messenger RNA, 964 nt
Organism: Misgurnus anguillicaudatus (oriental weatherfish)
Lineage: Eukaryota; Metazoa; Chordata; Actinopteri; Cypriniformes; Cobitidae
Product: chymotrypsin A
Biological process (GO): proteolysis
Molecular function (GO): serine-type endopeptidase activity
Source: RefSeq, a predicted model, not a curated record
UUUCAUAGCCACAGUAUUUUGCAACUUAAGCAAAUAUACAGAAAGUUGUCUGGUAUAUAAAAGCCCCAAGAGUUGGUGUGACAUUUCAAAGAUCUCAGCUCAGAAAUGGCCUUCUUGUGGAUCCUGUCGUGUCUUGCUUUCAUCGGGGCAGCCUAUGGCUGUGGUGUUCCUGCCAUCACCCCUGUCAUCACCGGUUACUCCAGGAUUGUGAAUGGAGAGGAGGCAGUGCCACACUCAUGGCCCUGGCAGGUGUCUUUGCAGGACUCUACUGGCUUCCAUUUCUGUGGUGGCUCCCUGAUCAGUGAGAUGUGGGUUGUGACUGCUGCUCAUUGCAAUCCAAGGACCUCUCAUCGUGUCAUCCUGGGUGAGCAUGAUCGUUCUUCCAACGCUGAAGCCAUUCAGGUCAUGGCUGUUGGCAAGGUCUUCAAGCAUCCUAACUACAACAGCUUCACCAUCAACAAUGACAUCACUCUGAUCAAGUUGGCUACCCCUGCUCAGCUCAGCAUGCAGGUGUCUCCCGUGUGCCUUGCUGAAACAAACGACAACUUCCCCGGAGGAAUGAAGUGUGUGACAUCUGGAUGGGGCCUGACCAGAUACAAUGCCCCUGAUACCCCUGCUCUGCUCCAGCAGGCCAGUCUGCCUCUGCUCACCAACGAUGACUGCAAGCGUUUCUGGGGUAGCAACAUUACUGACCUUAUGAUCUGUGCUGGUGCCUCUGGUGCCUCUUCUUGCAUGGGUGAUUCUGGUGGUCCUCUGGUCUGUCAGAAGGAUGGCGCUUGGACUCUGGUUGGUAUCGUGUCAUGGGGCAGCAGCACCUGCUCAACCAGCUCGCCUGGAGUGUAUGCUCGUGUCACUAAACUCCGUGCCUGGGUUGACCAGACCAUUGCUGCUAACUAAGCGAGCUGUUGUGGUUGAUACAUUUCAGACAUAAAGUUAAUCAAUAAAGAAAAACAAUAAAAAAAAA